Messenger RNA from Anisakis simplex (herring worm), 797 nucleotides. The record is from the annotation of a GenBank genome assembly. Lineage: Eukaryota; Metazoa; Nematoda; Chromadorea; Rhabditida; Anisakidae.
GCUAUGGUCUCACCAGUGAGAAAUGUCCUCGACAUUCGAUUGCGUGUCGAGUACGUAUUGAGAAGAAUUCGAUCGUUUGGUAUCAGAACAAAUUGUAUGAUCGAAACAUGUUCGCUUGUGUAAUGCCACAUGAAUAUCAACCAGAACGGAAGUCCGGUUGUAAACGACAACGUUCAGGAUCCGUGAGGUGUUGGUGCUAUGGACAGAGCAACUGCAAUAAUCCGGAGAACAGCCGCAAACUGUACAAAGCGUUCGCGAAAGGUGAUCCAGACGAGUUGGAACGAGUCAUCGAAGAGAUUGAAACAUCCGAUGUCUCUGACUACAACUAUAAUGAGCCAUUACUCAAAAUAAACGAACCAAUUGAUAUGGACGACGAUUCAAGUGAAGUGGUGGCUGAAUCAAAGGAACGCUCACAUUCUCGGACUCAUGAUCGUCAUCGUUCUUCAGCUGAAGUUAAGAAGUCAGCUGGGAAUGAAGAGCGACCGUCAGAACAUCAAGUAAAGAUUUCACCAACUAAACUUUUUGAACAUCCCAAAAAGGUUGAGGAACACCACCACCACCACAGAGAUUCGAAAGAAGCGCAUAAUUCUGAUCGACACGAUACAGUCAAAUCGAUCACGCCAGCCACUCAUCCAACCACAGAAACCGAGAAGAAGCCGGAGCCGAGAGCACGACUCGGUUUCAUGUAUGAAAGACCAGAUGACUCUGACUCUGACGCACUCUCAGAAGAUCAAGCAGACAGUUCAGAAUCGUUGUACACUGAAUCAGUGGCUGUGAUCAGGACACUGCCCACAGAU